AUGGCCGGACGUCGGCCAUCCGAGACCAGUGCUCUUCUCAAUGACCAUGGGAUUGAUGACUUUCGGAAAUCCAUUGAACAGAUCGAUCAGAGGAUAUACGGUACGACUGACGACGAGGAGUCCUCUCUUUUCAAAGGUCCCGAUCUUGAGACGACAUGGAAGACAGAAACCACCCUAUUGGCUCGAUAUUCGGGGCCGUUGAUGUUGACCUAUAUCUUGCAAUACUCUUUUAGCCUGGUCACAGUCUAUGUUGCCGGACGCCUCGGGACGAAGGAACUGGGGGCUGCCUCCCUGGCCACGAUGACUGCCAAUAUUACGGGACUGUGCGUCUAUGAGGGACUCGCAACCAGCCUCGACACUCUGACGUCGCAGGCCUUUGGGAACGAUAAGAAGCAUCUAGUCGGUCUCCAUGUCCAACGCAUGAGUCUAUUGGUUUGUGUGGUCACCAUUCCCAUCGGCGCCAUCUGGACUUGCUCUCCCUGGAUCCUGUCAGCUAUCGUGCCCGAAAAAGACGAGGCUCUCCUGGCCGGUACUUUCAUGCGCAUCUACUUGGCUGGUGCUCCCGCUUGGGCUAUAUUUGAAGCUGGAAAGCGCUUGUGCCAGGCCCAGGGCGAUUUUACCGCCUCCCUCGUGGUCGUCCUGGUCUGUGCUCCCCUGAACAUCCUUUGGAAUUGGCUCUUGGUGUUCCAUUUCAACCUGGGAUUUGCGGGUGCCGCUUGGGCCGUGGUCAUAUCCAAUAACCUUCAGCCGAUUGUCCUGGCGCUGUACGUCGCCUACAUUGCUCCCUCGAACUUGCAAUGUUGGCCAGGCUUAGAUCUACGACGAGCAUGCCAGAACUGGGGUCCCAUGAUCAAAUUGGCCAUCCCUGGCGUCCUCAUGACCUUUUCGGAGUGGUUCGCCUUCGACAUCCUUACCAUUGCGGCUGGAUAUCUGAGUGAACGAGACCUUGCAGCUCAGUCUGUCUUAAUGACGGUGGUUGUUACCAUGUAUCAUAUCCCAUUUCCAAUCUCCAUCGCAGCAUCGACAAGAUUCGGCAAUCUCAUUGGGUAUGGCGCGUUGAAAGCUGCGCGGAAGGCCUGGAAGACGCACUAUCUGAUCUUCGUGUGCAUUGGGAUAUUUGAUGUCAUCUUGCUGACAUCCUGCCGCCACGUCAUCGCAGCUAUAUUCACCACGGAUGUCGCGGUGAGAGCCAUCAUCGCAACCGUCAUGCCAAUAACUGCGGCAGCUCAACUAUUUGACGCGCUCCUGGCCAUCUCAAAUGCUCUUUUGCGUGGCCUUGGGAGACAAAAGGUUGGGGGUUGGGUCAAUUUGGGGGUCUACUACCUUUUCGCACUUCCAUUGUCGUUCUUCCUGUGUUUCGGCCCGCCUCAGAUGGGCCUGGGCGGUAUGUGGAUCGGUCCAUGUACCGGACUCGGCUGCGCAACUCUCAUCAUGGCCACGUACAUGCGGUUGACCGACUGGCAAAAGGCUGUCGAAGAUGCACGAGCACGGGAGGAGUAG
This is a messenger RNA of Cladophialophora immunda, 1500 nucleotides long. RefSeq lists its product as uncharacterized. The record is from RefSeq and is a predicted model, not a curated record. Bases 1 to 1500 code for a protein of 499 amino acids. NCBI's taxonomy places the organism in Eukaryota, Fungi, Ascomycota, Eurotiomycetes, Chaetothyriales, Herpotrichiellaceae. The transcript has a single exon. Gene Ontology annotation, molecular function: xenobiotic transmembrane transporter activity; antiporter activity. Gene Ontology annotation, biological process: xenobiotic detoxification by transmembrane export across the plasma membrane. Gene Ontology annotation, cellular component: membrane.